Rubroshorea leprosula is the source of this 1786-nucleotide messenger RNA. Lineage: Eukaryota; Viridiplantae; Streptophyta; Magnoliopsida; Malvales; Dipterocarpaceae. The record is from the annotation of a GenBank genome assembly.
ACCACCACGAGACCCUUCAUUUCUUCCUUUAACUUUUCAUAUCUCAAAGGAUCCCAAAAGCUAGCCAUGGUUUUCCCUAUGGUGCUUCUGAAACAAGCAGACUGGGUCUUGUACCAGCUCCUAGCCAAUUCAUGUUUCAGAGCUGCAAGGAAGAUGAGAAGCUAUGGCUUCCUUUUGAGAAACCAAAGUCUCAAAUCAUCCUGCUUACAACCACAACCUUCUCCAUUCCCUAGUGUGAACAAGUGUGAUUUACAGAAUAGAGGGUCAGAUUCUCUGGUUUGUGACAUUGAUGGGGUUUUGUUAAGGUCAGAGUCAUUUUUUCCUUAUUUCAUGCUUGUUGCUUUUGAAGGUGGUAGCAUUUUCAGAGCAUUUCUGCUGCUUUUGUUGAGUCCAUUUUUAUGGUUGUUGAAGUAUGAAGUCCAGUUGAGGGUCAUGAUUUUUGUCACUUUUUGUGGGCUUAGGAGAAAGGAUAUUGAGAGUGUUGGUAGGGCUGUUUUGCCUAAGUUUUAUCUUGAAAACAUAAAUCUCCAUGCCUAUGAAGUUUUGGCUUCGGCCGGUUCAAGGGUUAUCUUUACAAGUAUACCUAGAGUCAUGGUGGAAGGAUUUCUUAAGGACUACUUGAAUGUUGUUAGUGUUGUGGGCACUGAACUGCACACUGCUGGGAACUUCUACACCGGUUUGGUCUCUGGCCCUGGCUUGCUCGUAAAACAUAGAGCCUUGAAGGAAUACUUUGGGGACAAAAAACCAAAUAUCGGCCUUGGAAAUUCAAGCCUCCGUGACCACCUCUUCAUCUCCAUUUGCAAGGAGGCCUAUGUGGUUUGUAGUCUAAGCUCAUCAAUAAUGCCAAGGGACAAGUAUCCAAAGCCCUUAAUUUUUCAUGACGGAAGGCUCGCUUUUUUGCCAACUCCAGCUGCAACUAUGUGUAUGUUCAUGUGGCUUCCGCUCGGUAUAAUUGUCGCAAUCUUCAGAAUUUCCGUGGGAAUCUUGCUCCCUUACAAGUUAGCCGUUCUUUUAGGUGUGUGGAGCGGUAUAGACCUUCACAUCAAGGGCUGCACCAACAAAAACACCACCCCUGCAUCAAAAUCCAAAGGAGUUUUAUAUGUCUGUACCCACAGAACCCUUUUGGAUCCUGUUUUCUUGAGCACAUCUUUGGGGAAACCACUUACUGCUGUCACAUAUAGCUUAAGUAAAAUGUCGGAGCUCAUUGCUCCCAUCAAAACGGUGAGGCUAACUAGGGACAGGAAACGCGAUGGAGAAACCAUGGAGAGGCUGCUGAGCCAAGGUGACUUGGUGGUGUGUCCAGAAGGAACCACAUGCAGGGAACCUUACCUGUUGAGGUUCAGCUCCCUGUUUGCAGAGCUAGCGGAUGAGAUCGUUCCGGUGGCAAUGAACACCCAUGUGAGCAUGUUCUACGGGACAACCGCAAGUGGGCUGAAAUGUUUGGAUCCCUUCUUCUUCUUCAUGAACCGAAGACCCAGCUACCAUGUUCAUGUUCUUGGGAAGGUGCCCAAAGAGUUGACAUGUGCAGGAGGGAGAUCUAGCAUUGAGGUGGCGAAUUAUAUUCAGAGACAACUGGCUGACGCUUUAGGAUUUGAGUGCACUACGCUUACAAGGAAGGACAAGUACAUGAUGCUGGCCGGUAAUGAAGGGGUUGUCCAUGAAAAUAAGAAAUGUUGAACUUGGUCGUAAUUAAUAUUCAUCAUAUUCCAUCUUCCCUAUUGAUUAUUAGCCAUAGGAUUUUCGACAAAUAUGAUUGCAAUUCCCUAAAUAAAUUCAUUUUUUUAUC